AUGAAGAACAUUUGUUUGCUGAUCUGUUCCAUUUUUGUUUGUUACAAAGUUAACAUUCUGGUCGCCAGUAUCGACUUAACGCCUGAUGAAGUUGAACUAAUGCAGGACAUCAUGACGAACCUAACCGGUUUUCCAAUGCGUCACGAAGGACCAAUAAGCAACAUGUCCUAUUACUUAAGUGUGGACGACGGAUUAUUAGAGAUUUCGUACGGAAGGGGCGGUUUGAUAUUGAACACAAGCACUGAUUACGAUUUGAGCAGUUCGGUCACCGACUCCUUCUGGACAUACAUCAAGUGUCUCGAUAGACGUUGCGUGUUCCAUCCCAAGAUAUUCAUCGAAGACAGAAGUGGAUUUCAAUGCGCCAAAAGCGUGGAAGCCGAACUUACAUACAUCUUGUGCUAUUUCGGAUUAAUGCUGGAUAAUGAAGAUGCAUGUUCAAAAAUAGAAACCGAAGAGAUGACGUGUGAUGAGUGUCCUCCAGUCGUCAAACUUGGAAAGAGCUAUGAACGAUCCUAA
Molecule: messenger RNA, 516 nt
Organism: Helobdella robusta
Lineage: Eukaryota; Metazoa; Annelida; Clitellata; Rhynchobdellida; Glossiphoniidae
Exons: 5
Coding region: 1-516 (171 amino acids)
Source: RefSeq, a predicted model, not a curated record